UGAUAGAGAUCCUGACGAGUAAUAAAAUUGAAAUGGGUAUAAGUGUGCCCCAUGUUUGGUAUUGCUGAUGCACAAAAAUAUAGCUAAUAAAAAGGAAAAUAAGGUCUCAUAGAAUAAUUUACUUUAAUCCUGCCUAAAAGAAUUUCAACUGCUGUGGCUAUUGAGAUCUUCCUCUUGUUCUUAUUACAGACUUAAUGUUAUAAUUUUACCUGGUAAAGUAUUAAUUUUCCUGGUACUGUGGUGCAUACUGCACAUAAAGUUCAGAUUUGUGUAAGUUUGUUGGUUAAGUAUGUAUGGGUAUAAAGUAUCAUAUUUAGUUUGGUUUUGCCUUGGUGGGUGGAAGGGUGAUAUUAAUAGGCUAAAUAACUUUCCAUCACCUUGAUCUUUUUUUAUGUUCAUCCUUAAAUCUUAGCAGAUAUUUUAAUUAGGAUAUACUUGGUAUAAAUGAUACGCUUGAAAAUGUUUACUAAAACGAAUGUGCUCGUUUGUUGUUAUAUACUAUAUUUAGAAACAUUCAUAGGAUAGGAAACAAAUAUUUUUACUUUAUGACAAAUAUUAUUACAUAUAUGUGUGUGUGUAUGAAGUAUCAGUCUUGAUUUUGGAGAUGGUUCAAAAAAAUAAUUACAAAAUAAAAGUGUAUAAACCAUGAAACAUAAAGUGAUCCGUCACACACACUAACUCUCUCACUGCCAUGGGCAUGUAUGUUGCCCGUUAGAGCAUUGUCAUUAGAGUUUGGAAUCCUGUAUCACCAUGAAGAGAGAUAUUCCUUUUCAAAUUUUCCAGUUUCAUAAAAAUUUUUCUCAUCACUUGCUCUGGGUUCAAAGUGUGAGUCACAAAUACUGGCUGUGAUGCUUGGACUUCUUUUUUCUGGAGAACCAGUGAGCUAGAUGCUACUAUGGAAGACAAUUUUAGUCAGAGCUCAGAAUCCAUUGCCACUAGUGAGGAAUAUGAAAUUCUGAGCCCAAGUGAUCCUGAGUUAUGGAUAACCAGCAGUGGUAGAGUGGAUCCUUUGAAAUCUUCCCCUCAAAAAUAUUCAUGCAAUACAAAAUCUUCCCCUGUGAAAAAAAACUUUAGUUCUUGUAGAACAACUGAAAGCUAUAAGCAGUGGAAUGACCCAUUACAGAGUUCAGCUGUUGAAAAUUAUGACAGACAACUUACUAAACCACUAGUGAGUGGAAUGGGUCAGAAAAAUGGUACCACCAGCAGCAAGUCUCAAAUAAGUGAUGAAAUAGACAAAUUACCUAUGGAACUGGAGAUAACUACUGUCAAAGACACUUCUAUUUCAACAGUCCACACUGGUGAUCAUUUAUCUAGGUCAGCAUCUGAUAAAGGACAAAAUUUGUUCAAGAAGGUUGCUUACUUAGGAUGUGCUACUAUUGAUGCUCCUCGUAGUGAAGUUGAAAUUCAAAGAAAUAUAGCCAUUUUGAAUGAGCAGUCAUCUAACCAGGCAGUGGAGAUCAACUUAUCAGUUCCUGUUCACUCUGAAGGCACUGUUAUACUUUUUGAGCCUGACACCAAUGGUGAAAUUUCCAACUUUGGUAUACAUCAAAUUCUUUUCUGUGCCCAAGGUUAUAAGGACACUACUGAAUCUAAUUGUUUUGCUUUCACAUGUCAUCAUGGAGACGAGUCCAAAACUGCAGUUUUCCAGUGUCACAUCUUUAAAUGUGACAGUUCUGAAACUAUUGAAAAGAUCUUGCAGUGCUUUGCAACAGUCUUCUGCCAAGCUCCUAAGAAUUUGUCUGGUCAUGGUCAUUCCAACUGCUCAGAAAACAUACUAGCUGUUGAAACUUCUGUGAAGAGUAAUGAACAAAUUUACAUAUUUGAAGCAUUUUUAGAUGUGAAGGAAGAUGAUUCUAAGGGGAGUUUCACAGUAUGUCCUAAAGACAAAGACUACUUCAAGCUAAGAUGCAAUGUCUUGAAAAUGAUUAAUAUGAGCAUUCAACAGGUAUCCAAUAAUAAAGAGUUAAAUAUUGAAAAAUGUUUUGGACUGCUAAUCUCACCUGGUAGGAAUGUCAACCAUAGUGAUAUGCAAUUAAUUGAAAUGGCAUCCAUGACCAAGAAUCUUAAUGGUGAAAAAAUAAUGUAUCACUUUAGUGGCAAGUGGAAUCCUAAUUAUCCUUUAUUUGAAGUCCUCAACACAGAAACACCUAGGGAUACGACAGUGUAUUUAACAGUUGCUGUGGAUGUGGUAAUCAUGGGAAUACAGGAACCUGUAAGGUUUUUGAUGGAGACCAAGGCUAAGAUAUUUGCUCAGAAUGAACGUUUUUGGUACUUCUCCAAAAAACCAUUUCAUGAACAACUUUAUCUUAAGCUCAGGCAGGUGAGUGAACAAAAGCCCUAG
Molecule: messenger RNA, 2341 nt
Organism: Limulus polyphemus (Atlantic horseshoe crab)
Lineage: Eukaryota; Metazoa; Arthropoda; Merostomata; Xiphosura; Limulidae
Product: rab GTPase-activating protein 1-like
Exons: 11
Coding region: 896-2341 (481 amino acids)
Source: RefSeq, a predicted model, not a curated record